GCUUUUACGCACUCCCAAAAGGCUCUCUUUUAUCUCAUCACUACACAUGUAUAUAACUCCUUUUCCUGCUCCAUCACUUACUAAACUUCUCCUUCAAUGGAUUGCUUUCCUAUCAUAUCUUAGAAUUCCAAUAAAAAGCAAUGGAAUUCAAUUCCAUUCAUCAUCUAUUUCCCAAAUUAUCAUCUCCUUGCUCACAUCCUCUUUUCUCCAUCAUUGUAACUCUUUACACCUUAAUUCUUCUUUACAUUCCAUCUUUUUUCAUAUCAAUAGCUUUAUCUCCUGUUCUUAAUUCCACGGGAAUCAUACUCAUUUCUCUUCUCAGAUUAGGUGUGAACAACUUAGAAAAAGAAUCAAGAGUUUUAGAUUCCAGUGACAAUGAGAGAUUGGCAAAGGAAUCCAACUCUUUGGAAUCAAGAGUUCUUGAUUGCAACGACAACCAUUCCAACCUUAUUUCGUAUUCAAAAUUUGCUCCAGAAUCUAAAUCUUUGGAAUCAAGACUUAUCGACUUCCUAGCCCAAAACCAAACCCAUGCAGAAUUUGAUCCUGAAUCUGGUUUAGACUUGGAAUGCAAUGAAACCCAUGUGGAGUUUGAGCAUAACACGAGAUUGGAGUCCAAUUCCAUGGAAUCAGUGCAAGCGAUUGAAGAAGGAGGGCCUACAUACGAGCCUAAAUCUGUUUUAGACUUGGAAUGCAAUGAAACCUAUGUGAAAUUUCAGCAUGAUAUGGUAUUGGAAUCCAAUUCCAUUGAAUCAUCACAGGUGAUUAAACAAGGGCCUAAAUACGAGCCUAAAUCUGGUUUAGGCUUGGAAUGCAAUGAAACUCAUGUGAAGUACGAGCAUGAUAUGGGAUUGGAGUCUAAUUCCAUGGAAUCAACACAACCGAUUGUAGAAAGAGGGUCAACAUACGAGCCUAAAUCUGGUUUGGAGUUGGAAUGCAAUGAAACCCAUGUGGAGUUUGAGCAUGACAUGGGAUUGGAGUCCAAUUCCAUGGAAUCAUUACAAGCUAUUGAAGAAGAAGGGCCAACAUACAAGCCAAAAUCUGGUUUAGACUUGGAAUGCAAUGAAACCCAUGUGGAGUUUGAGCAUGAAAUGGUAUUCGAAUCCAAUUCCAUUGAAUCAUCACAUGUGAUUGAAGGAGGGCCCACUUACGAGCCUAAAUCUAGUUUAGACUUGGAAUGCAAUGAAACCCAUGUGAAGUACGAGCAUGAUAUGGGAUUGGAAUUCACUUCCACGGAAUCACCACAAGCGGUUGAAGGGGGGCCAAAAAUAAUGGAAACGGGUGGCAAACAAAUAGAUACAACAAUGGCGUUUCUUGAAUGGAACAUGAGAGCACCAUUGGAGAUCAUAUAUGAAGCAUACGAAGGAGAAGAAGAAGAUGAUGAAGAGAGUAAUGAAAAUCAUGAGGUUUCCAAUGAUAAACAUGAUGUGGGUUACGAAAGAUAUCCAUCUUUAUUGAUGUAUUAUCCGGAUAGUGAGACAGAUAGCUCCUCAGAUGGCGAUUUCCCCAUGAAUGAAAAGUGGGAAACACAUGAAAGUGUGUUCUUCAAAUGGGAAGAUGAAGAGGAAGAACGGGAAGAACUUAUUGAGAUCUCAUUAGAUCAUUAUGGGAAGAGAAGUAUUGAAUGUUGUCAUGUUGAGGAAGAUAAUUUGAUUGAAAUUGACCUUUUUGGCACCAGAAGUUGAAUUUUCACUUCUUCAACUAUAUACAGAUAAUAGGUACAAUUUCGUAAAAAGUAGUAACUAGAGUUUUAAACUAUGGUACUUUUUUUUAUAAAAUAAUAUCUGUUUUAUAAUGGUGAAAAUAGAGCACUUAUAAAUAUGAUAAAGAAAGGUUUUUGACAGAA
Lactuca sativa (garden lettuce) is the source of this 1843-nucleotide messenger RNA. RefSeq lists its product as uncharacterized. The record is from RefSeq and is a predicted model, not a curated record. NCBI's taxonomy places the organism in Eukaryota, Viridiplantae, Streptophyta, Magnoliopsida, Asterales, Asteraceae.